AUGGACUCUCAAACCAACAGGCAUUUACCUCGAAGUAUUGCGCAAUUCCUCGAAACGGCAAUUGCCGAGAAGGAGCAUAACAGGUCGAGGAAGCAAUGUCAUACGAAACUACCUGCAGAUCGCACGUUCACCAGUCCGAUCGUAAGUGAGCUGCUUGAUGGUAUCACUGCUUCUCAUUUAGGAUUGUCUGCUGCUGUGCCUCUCGCUCGGUGUGUUGUGGUGGGCACUCAGUUACCAUCUGCUCGGAAACAUUUGGGUGUGAUGAACGAUUUUCACGUACAUCACCCAAGAUCUAUCAUCAAUCCACAACCCAACAGAACUCCAUUGUCCUCAAUACCUGUCAAUGUGGCCGACUUUCUCUUCGAUACCUAUGUAAGACGUGUGGCUCCUCAGUAUCCAAUAUACUACAUUCCAGAGCUAUUAGCAAUGCACAAUGCCGCAUUUCACCCUACAGAGGUGUCUACAAGCCCAAGAAUAGCCGUGACGCCCUACGAGGUCUUUACGCUGAACUUGGUUAUGGCGAUAUCUCUCUCAACAGCUGCUCGAUCGAAACAAGCCCGAGCAAAUUCAAUUGCUUCAGGCCUUUUUGAAAACGCCAUGGAGCAGCUAUCUGGAGUCCUGACGAAUGACCUACGAGGGCUCCAGGCUCUUACGCUAUUGACGCAAUAUACAUUUCUCAACCCAGGGGUAGCCAAUUUCUGGCUUCUCACCGGUUUCAUUAGCCAAGCAUGUAUUGAUCUUGGGCUGCACCAGGAACUCCCGGACAAUACACAAAUUUCAGCGUUGGAGCGGGACAUGCGUCGCCGUGUCUUCUGGUGUGCGUGGGAGAUGGAAGUGGCUGUAUGUGGAGCUUUGCUAAGACCCAUCACGUUGCUCCGUAGGACCAUCACGACCGCAUUUCCGGCUCAAGUUGAUGACAGUUCCAUCACCGAAGCUGGGAUUGAUUUUAAUGGUCGACUGACUAAAUUCACGUCAUGCUAUAUUUGGCGCUAUCGCGAAGUCGAAUGCGAUGUUGUCCCUGUGCUCUUCCACAACGAGCCACUGCCGCCCGAAUUCGAUUCACUCGAUGAAUGGAUGGCCCAUCAGGAACGCACUAUAUUGGAUUGGAAGGCAGAGAUCCAUGAAGCGACUACACGAAACACUGACUCGGCUUUACAGUCACAAUGGGAUGAAAUGAAGCUCUACUCAACCAUUGCAACUGAUUACAUCCUUGUCACACUCUUCCGGCCAUGUCCACGGCUGAAGGAGCCACCAGCCAAGAAUCUCAUGAAGGCUUUCUCUGCCGCAGUAGGCGUGGCAGACGGCAGUUGGCAACAAGCCAACCUCGAGUUUGGCGGUAGCAAAUACGUUUUCCAUUCUUGUUACCAUUCCUUCUCCGCCGCAAUAGCCUUCCUGCAAGCCUUACAACGCUUCAAGGCAGAGAUUGCUGCUAUAUAUACCUGGAAGCAAGUAGAGUCAAACAUGGAGACGUUCUCACGCUUCUUUGCUACAGUGGCAGAACGCUGGCCUGCCGCAUCUCGUUGCCUUGAAGAGUACGAGAGACUUCUAAGUCCGGUCAAGCAGGAUUUUGUCGAGUUUCUGGCCCAAGAAGCAUUACGGAUUGCGGAACAAGCAUCGUCCAAGAAUAAGUGCGUGGCACCAGUUGGUAUUGAUCCAGCUCAUGAUCUAGAGCUCAACUUUGGGACAUUCUUCAACGCAGCGUCACUGAGCAUGGAUGACACAUUUGCAUACUACCCAUACAUCCCCAUGGAUUGGAACGAAGAGUUCAACUUCGGGGUAGAUACGAUUGUCCCACAAAAUUGA
Molecule: messenger RNA, 1803 nt
Organism: Exophiala bonariae
Lineage: Eukaryota; Fungi; Ascomycota; Eurotiomycetes; Chaetothyriales; Herpotrichiellaceae
Exons: 2
Coding region: 1-1803 (600 amino acids)
Biological process (GO): positive regulation of transcription by RNA polymerase II; DNA-templated transcription
Molecular function (GO): sequence-specific DNA binding; DNA-binding transcription factor activity, RNA polymerase II-specific; zinc ion binding
Source: RefSeq, a predicted model, not a curated record